Messenger RNA from Macrosiphum euphorbiae (potato aphid), 4053 nucleotides. Lineage: Eukaryota; Metazoa; Arthropoda; Insecta; Hemiptera; Aphididae. The record is from the annotation of a GenBank genome assembly.
AUGGACGCAACUUCCAAAGAAGAAAAACCAUUCAAUCCAAGGGCUAAAGCUAAUAUUCUUGAAGUCGUUACUUUUAGUUGGAUUUUAAAACUUAUUAAAAAGGGAUUAAAGAAAGAAUUAGAUUUAAUCGAUUUAUACACAAUUUUGGAAGAAGAUUCAUCUGCAUUACUGGGCAACAAAUUAGAAAAGUUAUGGAAGGAGGAAUUGAUAAAUUCAAAAAAGAAAAAUCGAAAGCCGAGUUUUUUAAGGACACUAAUUCAAAUGUUUGGAACAAAGUUUUUUUGUACUGGAAUUCUAUUAACAAUAUUAGAAAUUUUUUUAAGCAUUGGUAUAUCGACUAUUGUUGGAAAAAUAGUAGUACAUUUUGAAACUAAUAAAUCAGUUAAUCAAAGCCUAGAUGGAAUUUACUUAGCAAUUGGCUUAAUAACAGUUUUAUUGACGAGGUCAAUUCUUUAUAACAGUUUUGAUAUGAUAAUAUCUCAUACUGCAAUGAAAAUUCGUGUGGCGACUUGCAAUAUUAUUUACAAAAAGUCGUUGCGACUGAAAUCUAAUUCUUACGAUCAGACAUCGACCGGUCAAAUAAUAAACCUCAUGUCAAACGACGUAAAUCGAUUUGACAUAUCACUUUUGUAUGUGCCUUUUCUGUGGAUUGGUCCUAUAGAAACAAUCGUAGUGACGUAUUUUUUAUGGCAAGAAGUUGGUGUGUCAUCAGUACUUGGUGUUGCUACGUUGCUUAUUUUUAUACCAUUACAAAUAUGGCUGGGGUCAAAAACGUCUGAAAUUCGAUUACAAACAGCAAAAAGAACGGACCAACGAGUACACCUAAUGAACGAAAUCAUUUCGGGUUUACAAGUGAUAAAAAUGUACACUUGGGAACCAUUUUUUAAUAAUCUCACAAAAUAUGCUAGAAAGAAAGAAAUGAACAAAAUUAUAGAAUCGGCUUAUGUAAAAGGAAUUUUGUCAUCGUUUUUUCUAUUUAACACUAGAAUCUCAUUAUUUGUGAAUUUAUUUGCAUACAUAUUAUUUGGAAACAAUAUAACAGCAUCGAAGGUGUUUGUAAUCACUUCUUAUUAUAACAUUUUAAGAGGAACAUUGACUGUAGCCUUUCCACCGGGCAUUGGUCUAACUGCUGAAUUGCUAGUGUCAAUAAAACGAAUUGAGGAUUUCCUUUUAUACGAAGAAAAUGAUAAACAAGCGACCAUCCAAAUAAAAUCAACAGAUGUUUGUAGAAAAAUAAUAAACGACGGUGAUGUGUCGAAUAACAUAAGUAAUGGCCACGAUACUGCAGUACAAUCAAGUAAUUUCGGCAUAGUCAUGUCGAAUGCUUCAGCCAAGUGGACAGACGCUCAAACCGACAAUACCUUAGAAAAUAUCAAUUUAACCGUAACGCCCGGUCGAUUGGUCGCAAUAAUUGGUCCAGUAGGGGCAGGAAAAAGUUCGUUGGUACAAGCUAUUUUACAGGAACUACCACUUGUAGAUGGAAGUAUUUCCGUGCGUGGUAUAGUGUCGUACGCAUCGCAAGAGCCAUGGUUAUUCUCAGGUUCUGUUAAACAGAAUAUUAUUUUUGGUUCACCGAUGGACAAGUACCGUUAUAACAAAGUAAUAGAUGUAUGUGCGCUGAAAACAGAUUUUGAGCAAUUUCAGUAUGGCGAUCAGACGGUUGUAGGUGAAAGAGGGUUGUCUCUCAGUGGUGGACAGAGAGCAAGAAUAAAUUUAGCGAGAGCCAUAUACAAACAAGCCGAUAUAUAUUUAUUGGAUGACCCUUUAUCGGCGGUGGACACUCGUGUUGGCAAGCAUUUGUUUGAAAAAUGUAUUAAAGAGUAUCUCAAAGAAAAGACUUGUAUACUAAUAACCCAUCAAAUACAAUACUUGACUAGUGUAGAUCAAAUUGUUUUAAUGGAAAACGCAAAAGUUACAGUGGAGGGUUCAUAUCAAGAACUUCAAAGCUCUGGCUUAGACUUUACGAAAUUACUGGGAUCUUCAAUGGAAACUGUAGUUUUAGCCGACAAUGAGUGUAAAAAUGAAAAAUCCAUCAUCGAAAAUUCUGAAAUACAUUCCCCACAUACUGCACGAAAGUUGUCAGUAUCCAAUGUUGAGUCGCCUGUCCAAGAAACCGAGACCAACGAUGUUCACGCCAAACCGGUUAACAUGGCUGAAACGCGUUCUUCGGGGAAUGUCGGAUUUUCUAUCUAUUCAUCGUAUAUUUUCGCCGGUGGCCGUUAUUGUAAAGUACUGAGUCUAUUGUCGGUGUGCAUUUUUACUCAAGUACUUGCAUCCGGCAGUGAUUACUGGAUAACUUAUUGGGUUGAUUUAGAAGAUCAUUAUUUUCGUGUAACUGAACAAUUCGUGGCUACUAAUAAUGUUACGUUUACAACAAUCCAACCGACUGCCAAAUUAAUGUCGUGGAUUGUAUCGAGACAAACUUGUGUCGUAGUAUUUGCAAUACUUACACUCUUAAUUAUCAUAUUUGCCUUUGCCGAGUUGGCUUUGAUGAUAUCUAUAUGCACCACAGCAUCUUCAAAUUUACAUAAUCAAAUGUUCAAUUCGAUUACAAGAGCAACAAUGAACUUUUUGAAUAAAAAUCCAGCAGGGCGAAUUCUAAAUCGUUUUUCAAAAGACAUAGGGGCUAUUGAUGAAACAUUGCCUCCAAUAUUCGUUGACGUUGUACAAAUCGGAUUGACGGUGGUAGGAAUAUUAAUAGUGGUGGGAAUUGUCAAUUACUAUUUAAUGCCACCAACAUUGGUUAUAAUAAUAGUUUUUUUCAAAAUGAGAAAAAUGUACAUGACAACAACUCGCAAUGUUAAACGUCUAGAGGGAGUCGCACGAAGUCCUAUGUUUACUCAUGUUAAUUCAUCACUUCAAGGACUGACAACAAUAAGAGCAUUUGAUGUAGAACAAAUACUUUCCCAAGAGUUUUCGAGCCACCAAGAUUUGCAUUCUUCGGCUUGGUAUUUAUUUAUGAGUUUAAGUAGAGCAUUUGGGUUUUGGUUAGAUAUUGUUUGCAUUUUUUAUACAAGUCUUGUAGCAUUUUUCUUCAUUUUCGUGGUUAAUGAUACACAUGGUGGAAAUGUUGGUUUAGCUAUUACACAAGCAAUUGGAUUAACUGGUAUGUUCCAAUGGGUAGUAAGAUUGUCUGCAGAAUUGGAAAAUCAAAUGAUAUCAGUUGAAAGAGUUCUAGAAUACACAAAUGUACCACAAGAAUUAGCUCUUGAAUCAGCUCCAAACAAAAAACCACCCAAAGAAUGGCCAAAUAAAGGACAAAUUGUAUUUAGCAAGUUCUGUCUGCGUUACGACCCAGAAACACCAUUUGUUUUAAAAAAUAUCACUGUUACAAUCGAGGCCACAGAAAAAAUAGGAAUUGUUGGAAGGACUGGUGCUGGUAAAUCAUCUUUGAUUGGAGCAUUAUUUAGAUUAGCUCUUAACGAGGGUAGUAUUAUUAUCGAUGGUAUAGAAAUACAUGAAUUGGGAUUACAUGACUUGCGAUCUAAUGUGUCCAUCAUUCCUCAAGAACCUGUUUUGUUUUCUGGAACAAUGAGAAAAAACUUGGACCCAUUCGAUGAAUACUCAGAUCAUGUUCUUUGGAAAGCCUUAGAUGAAGUGGAACUUAAAGAUAUUGUGGACGAUUUAUCUGAUGGCCUGAACUCAAAAAUAUCCGAAGGUGGAUCCAAUUUGAGUGUUGGUCAAAGACAAUUAGUAUGCUUGGCUAGAGCUAUUGUACGAAAUAAUAAAAUCCUUGUAUUAGAUGAAGCCACUGCCAAUGUGGAUCCACAAACUGACGGUUUGAUACAAAAUACUAUCAGAAAUAAGUUUCGAACGUGUACAGUAUUAACGAUUGCUCAUCGUUUGAUCACUGUUAUGGAUUCUGACAAAAUAAUUGUAAUGGACAGUGGUACAAUAGUUGAAUUCGACCACCCAUAUACUUUGUUGGAAAACAAAAAUGGAUAUUUGUACAAAAUGGUAGAACAAACAGACCCAAAUAACGCCAGAUUGUUACAUAGUAUAGCAGCUGAGAGUUUUAAUAGACAACAAUAUACAGAUGUCAACUCAAAUUAA